AAGGUGGAGCGGAGUCGUAAAUCUGUAAAGAGCGAAGGUUGCCGAUUUGUAUCAGGAUAAAAGUAAAAAUAUAUAAAAAGAGGAUGUUCUCCUAGCUCUUCAUAUUAAUAUAAUUUGAAAGCAUUCAUGCCUUGAGACCCUGGUGACUAUCGUUUAUUCAAAAACUUCAUCUCAAAUUGUCUUCUCAGAACAGAAAUCCAAUUAGAAUAAAUUGGCUGCUAUGGACUCCAAGCAAUUCCGAGAAGCGGCCAUCUCGUCUAUCGACGACAUUGUCAAGUAUUAUGACACAAUUGAGGAACGACGUGUAGUGUCAAAUGUUGAGCCGGGAUAUUUGAGAAAACUCUUGCCCGAGGAGGCACCUCAGAAUGGGGAGGCCUGGGCUGAUAUCCAGAAAGACUUAGAGGCCAAGAUAGUUCCUGGUCUAACGCAUUGGCAAUCGCCAAAUUUCCUAGCCUGGUUCCCCUCCUCUAGCAGUUUCCCAGCCAUGCUCGGAGAAAUGUACUCCACGGCCUUUACCGGCGCCGCAUUUAAUUGGAUCUGCAGCCCGGCCGUGACGGAGCUCGAGACCAUCGUGCUCGACUGGCUAGCCAAAGCCUUCGGGCUUCCCCCGUGCUACCUCUCCACGGGCCCCACCAACGGCGGCGGCGUCAUCCACGGCACCGCCUCCGAGGCCAUCGCCACCGUCCUCGUCGCCGCCAGGGACAAGUACCUGCGCGAGGCCACCUCCCACAUCGCCGACGAGGAGGAGCGCGAGGACGCGAUCGCCAUCCGCCGCAGCAAGCUCGUCGCCCUGGGCAGCGCGGCAACCCACAGCGCCACCAAGAAAGCUGCCCAGAUCGCCGGCGUGCGCUUCCGCGCCGUCCCCGUGCACGCCGAGGACGGGUACCGCAUGAUGGGCUCCGAGCUGGGCCGCGUCGUCCGCGAGCUGCGCGCCAAGGGCCUCGAGCCCUUCUACCUGACCGCCACGCUCGGCACGACGGACACCUGCGCCGUGGACGACAUGGACGGCAUCGCCUCCGUCCUGGCCGAGCUGGCUCCGCCCGGAAAAGGGGAGAUCUGGGUGCACGUGGACGCGGCGUACGCCGGGGCCGCGCUGAUCUGUCCCGAGUACCAGCACCUGGCUCGGCAGUUCGACAAGUUCCAUAGUUAUAACACGAACCUGCAUAAGUGGCUCCUCGUCAACUUCGACUGCAGCACCGUGUGGGUGCGCGACAGGAGGCACCUGACGGACGCGCUGAGCGUGUCGCUCGCCAUCCUCAAGAACCAGCACACGGACUCGGGGCUCGUGACCGACUACCGCGACUGGCAGAUCCCGUUUGGCCGCAGGUUCCGCUCCCUCAAGGUCUGGUUCGUCGUGCGCAGCUACGGGAUCGAAGGGCUGCGCAAGCACGUCCGGAAGCAUAUCGGUCUGGCGGAGACGUUUGCCGCGCUGGUCAAGUCCAGGCCGGAUCUGUUUGAGAUCGUCACGGGCCCGCGGUUCGCGCUGACGGUUUUCAAGGUUAAAGGAAAAGGGGAGGGGGAAAGCAAGCUAGAGGAGGUGAAUGGGUUGACGAAGGCGUUGUAUGAUCGUGUGGUGGAGGAAGGGCGCAUUUUCUUGUCGAGUACUGUUGUCGGCGGGGUGUUUGCUAUUAGGCAUAAUCCCGCCACGCCGUUAGUAGAGGAGCAUCACGUUCAGAAGCAUUUCCAGAUACUGGCUGAAGCAGCUGAGAAGGUUUUAUUAUAGAUAAUGAUGUAUGUUGGAUGGGUCGCGCCAUAGUUGAAGUCUAGAUGGGGAUCAUUCAUUCAUUACUCAUAAUAUGCUUAAAUAUAAAUG
Molecule: messenger RNA, 1813 nt
Organism: Annulohypoxylon truncatum
Lineage: Eukaryota; Fungi; Ascomycota; Sordariomycetes; Xylariales; Hypoxylaceae
Product: pyridoxal phosphate-dependent transferase
Exons: 3
Coding region: 221-1723 (500 amino acids)
Biological process (GO): amino acid metabolic process
Molecular function (GO): pyridoxal phosphate binding; carboxy-lyase activity
Source: RefSeq, a predicted model, not a curated record